AUGCCAUACCUCAACCCCAGAGCACCAUCACCAUCGCCCCCAGUCACGCCUAAACAUCCACCAAAUGCCUUCGAGAAUCUCGUCCAAGAUCUCAGCGCCGCUCUCGGUCCAAGCUCCGGCCUGGAUUCUUCCGACGUCAAUCCACUCGACAUCCAGCGCCUGAUGGAACAGUACGUCUCCGAUCCCGUCGACUGGUCCCCGUUUGCCCUGGGCGACUACAGCGGGGGGUAUACACGGAACCUCAUCGACGAGGGAAACGGCAAAAGCAACUUGUUGAUCCUGGUUUGGAGCCCCGGCAGGGGGAGUGCGAUCCACGGCCAUGCCAAUGCGCAUUGUGUGAUGAAGAUCCUCAAAGGCUCGCUCCAAGAAACCCUGUACACAUGGCCUGACCAGGAGAAGGUGCAGCGUGGGCAGCUAUCCUCCCCGCGGGUCAUCAGGGAGACAAUAUACGAAGAGAACGAGGUAACGUACAUGUCUGAUGAGCUCGGUCUGCACAAGAUCUCGAAUCCGGAUCCUGACAACGCCGCUGUCUCGUUGCAUCUCUAUACGCCCCCAAAUGCAGCUACGUAUGGGUUCUACUUGUUCGACGAGAAGACCGGCAGGGCGAGUCAUAUUAAGCAGACCAACUUCUAUUCGAUUAGAGGGGAGAGGUGCUGA
Messenger RNA from Aspergillus clavatus NRRL 1, 657 nucleotides. RefSeq names its product putative cysteine dioxygenase Cdo1. Gene Ontology annotation, molecular function: cysteine dioxygenase activity; ferrous iron binding. Bases 1 to 657 code for a protein of 218 amino acids. Lineage: Eukaryota; Fungi; Ascomycota; Eurotiomycetes; Eurotiales; Aspergillaceae. The transcript is spliced from 5 exons. The record is from RefSeq and is a predicted model, not a curated record. Gene Ontology annotation, biological process: L-cysteine catabolic process.